Felis catus (domestic cat) is the source of this 1075-nucleotide messenger RNA. RefSeq names its product pyridoxal phosphate phosphatase PHOSPHO2. Gene Ontology annotation, molecular function: phosphatase activity. Lineage: Eukaryota; Metazoa; Chordata; Mammalia; Carnivora; Felidae. The record is from RefSeq and is a predicted model, not a curated record. Bases 342 to 1067 code for a protein of 241 amino acids. The transcript has 2 exons.
UUUAUUUGUGCUUUUCUGUAGUUUUCACAUUUCAUUCAUAGGACAUAUCAUUGAAUAAAAUUAGUUUUAAAAAUAAAGUUAAAAUUUAGCAAAGUUACAGGAUACAAAAUCAACACACAAAAAUUUGUUGUGGAAGGUCGGAGGGCAGAGUCCGCGGAAGCGGCUGGGAGGCCAGGACGGCUGCCAACGUCUGGGUUGGCGAGGAGCUCUGGGGACCCGGCCCGGCCGGGUGCUCCCAGCCUCAUCCAACGCGAUCCUCACAGGAGAUGACCCCCAACGAGGUUUUCUUUCAGAGGUACCACCAUAAUAAUGCUGGAUAACCCAAAUUUGCUUUGGGAACCAUGAAAAUUUUGCUCGUUUUUGACUUUGACAAUACAAUCAUAGAUGAUAAUAGUGACACCUGGAUUGUACAGUGUGCUCCAGAGAAAAAGCUUCCUAUUGAACUACAAGAUUCUUAUGAAAAAGGAUUUUGGACAGAAUUUAUGGGCAGAGUCUUUAAGUAUUUGGGAGAUGAAGGUGUAAGAGAAGAUGAAAUGAAAAGAGCAGUGACAUCAAUGCCGUUCACUCUGGGGAUGGUGGAACUUUUGAACUUUGUAAGGAAGAACGAGGAUAAAUUUGACUGCAUCAUUAUUUCAGAUUCAAAUUCAGUCUUCAUAGAUUGGGUUUUAGAAGCUGCCGGUUUUCAUGAUGUAUUUGAUAAAGUGUUUACAAAUCCAGCAGCUUUUGAUAGCAAUGGUCAUCUCACUGUGGAAAAUUACCAUGCUCAUUCUUGCAGUAGGUGCCCAAAAAAUCUUUGCAAAAACGUAGUUUUGGUAGAAUUUAUAGAUAAACAGUCACAGCAGGGAGUGAAUUAUACACGAAUUGUUUAUAUAGGUGAUGGUGGAAAUGAUGUCUGUCCAGUAACUUUUUUAAAGAAGAGUGAUGUUGCCAUGCCUCGGAAAGGAUAUACUUUACAGAAAACUCUUUCCAAGAUGUCUCAAAAUCUUGAACCCAUGGAAUCUUCUGUUGUAGUUUGGUCUUCAGGUGUUGAAAUAAUUUCUCACUUACAAUUUCUAAUAAAGGAGUAAUAUGCCAA